UUUUGGUUAUUGAUUAAUUGAUUGCUUUCAAGUGUCUGCAAUUUAUUUAUGCAUUUUGAUUUUGAUUUUAAUUUCUGACAAUGUAACUUCAAUUCCAUAACCAUGCAGCAAGUAAGAAUCAGAAAGAAGAGACUCGAUAAGAAGUUGACAUUGUUGGUGUCUAGAAUGGCUGAUCAUGAAAAGAAGACAGUAACUUCUGAUGUCAUCUCGGGGGAUAUGAUUUUUGAGCCUAUAUGGGAGGAUGGAAUUUUCCGAUUUGAUUGUUGUGGUGAUGAUAGACUUGCUGCAUAUCCUAGUAUUUCAUUUAUCAAUACUAGAGACAAUACUAGAGAUAGGGAUACACCAAUCAACAAUCAUUCUUUUUCCCAUGGUAACUCCUUUUAUGGAACUGGAGAAGUUAAGUGGACCACUCGAGCGGCAGGGAAAGAAGACUAUGGCUCGCAGCAUCUAAAUUUCAGCAGUUUCGUUUCAAAAAUGCAGGUUUUCACUUGGAAUACAGAUGCAUGGGGUUACGGCCCUGGAACUACGUCUUUGUACCAAUCGCAUCCUUGGGUGCUUGGCUAGCUGUUCCCAAAUGGAGAGGCACUGGGGGUUCUUGCUGACACCAACUCGUCGCUAUUGCCAGAACAUUUAGGGAGAAGGACAUUUAGGGAGAAGGAUAUACCAUGUGAUGUCAUAUGGAUGGACAUUGACUACAUGGAUGGUUUUCGCUGUUUCACAUUUGACCAGGUAUUUUCGAGGAAGAAAGCGCGCCAGUGGGCUUGCAGAAAAAAAAAAAAAAAAAAAAAAAAAAAGAAAAAGCAAAAGGAGAAAAAAAAAAAAACUAUUGUCAUUGUUUUUAAUUACCCAUUUGCAGGAGAGGUGUGGCCUGGACCUUGUGUUUUUCCAGACUUCACUCAGUCAAAAGUUCGCUCUUGGUGGGCUAAUUUAGUUAAAGAUUUUAUUUCAAAUGGUGUUGAUGGCAUAUGGAAUGAUAUGAAUGAGCCAGCCAUUUUUAAGACAGUAACUAAGACGAUGCCUGAAAGCAAUAUUCAUCGAGGGGAUGUUGAACUUGGAGGAUGUCAAGAUCACUCAUACUAUCACAAUGUGUAUGGCAUGCUGAUGGCAAGAUCAACAUUUGAAGGCAUGAAAUUAGCUAAUGAAAACAAGCGUCCCUUUGUUCUCACUAGAGCUGGAUAUAUUGGUAGCCAAAGGUAUGCUGCAACACGGACAGGAGAUAAUCUUUCAAAUUGGGAGCAUCUGCACAUGUCUAUCGCCAUGGUACUUCAAUUGGGACUCAGUGGUCAGCCACUUUCAGGGCCUGAUAUUGGUGGAGUUGGAGGAAAUGCAACGCCCAAGUUGUUUGGUAGGUGGAUGGGUGUAGGCGCAAUGUUUCCUUUCUGCCGUGGACACUCUGAAAUUGGCAGUUCUGACCAUGAGCCAUGGUCUUUUGGGGAAGAGUGUGAAGAAGUUUGCCGUGUUGCUCUAAAGAGACGUUAUCGCCUGAUACCACACAUAUACACACUGUUUUAUGUUGCUCACACUACGGGUAGUCCGGUAGUAACUCCUACUUUUUUUGCUGAUUCUAAAGAUCUGAGCUUAAGAACGCUUGAAAAUUCCUUCUUAUUGGGUCCACUUCUUAUCCACGCAAGCACAAUUCCUGACCAGGGGAUGGACAAGAUGACUCAGACUUUGCCCAAAGGAAUCUGGUUGAGAUUUGAUUUUGAUGAUUCACAUCCGGAUUUACCAAAUUUAUAUUUGCGAGGUGGAUCAAUAAUUCCUUCGGGUCCACCUCAUCAGCAUGUUGGUGAAGCUAAUUUGUCAGAUGACUUAACACUCCUCGUAGCCUUAGAUGAGUAUGGAAAAGCUAAAGGUGUACUAUUUGAAGAUGCUGGUGAUGGAUAUGAAUUCACCAAAGGUGGCUACCUAUUCACACACUAUGUUGCUGAACUUCAAUCUUCUGUUGUUACUGUUAGAGUUUCCAAAACAGAAGGGGUUUGGAAGAGGCCCAAAAGACGUCUACAUGUGCAGUUAUUGCUUGGUGGAGGUUGUACUCAUGUGAUUAUUGGCUUAGGAUUAGAUUUAUGGGGCAUAGAUGGAGAAAUUGUGCAAAUAACAAUGCCUUCAGAACUUGAUGUUUCUGAGAUGAUAUCCAUUUGUGAGAAACAACACAAGAGUCGUUUAGAAAGCUCUAGGCAUAUUCCAGAUGUUGAAGAGGUUUCUGGACCCAAGGGAGCAGAACUUUCGAGAGUCCCAGUUGAAUUGAAAAGUGGCGAUUGGAUUUUAAAAAUAGUUCCCUGGAUUGGGGGGAGAAUUAUUUCCAUGGAGCAUCUUCCAUCAGGAAUACAGUGGCUGCAUAGCAGGAUUGAGGUUGAUGGAUAUGAAGAAUAUAGUGGUAUGAUGGAGUACCGGUCUGCAGGAUGCUCAGAGGAAUACAAUGUCAUUGAGCGGGAUCUUGAGCAUGCAGGAGAGGUGGAAUCUCUUAUACUGGAAGGUGAUAUUGGUGGAGGAUUGGUUCUUCAACGACAGAUAUCUAUUAAAAAAGAUGAUCCAAAGGUUGUCCAUAUUUAUUCUGGCAUUAUAGCCCGUAGGGUUGGAGCUGGUUCUGGUGGAUUUUCCAGGCUUGUUUGCUUGAGAGUACAUCCGACCUUUACCCUGUUGCAUCCCAUGGACACUUUUGUCUCUUUCACUUCCAUUGAUGGAUCAAAGCAUGAAAUUUGGCCUGAAUCUGGGGAUCAAUUUUAUCAAGGGAAUCUUCUUCCAAAUG
Molecule: messenger RNA, 2746 nt
Organism: Jatropha curcas
Lineage: Eukaryota; Viridiplantae; Streptophyta; Magnoliopsida; Malpighiales; Euphorbiaceae
Source: RefSeq, a predicted model, not a curated record